AUGGACAACGGACCAUUAGUUGGAUUUUUCGCUGUCGUGAUUGCCUGCUUCCUCUCCGGAUUUGCUGGAAUAUAUUUUGAGAAGAUCUUAAAAGGUUCUGCACCAGUGUCUUUGUGGAUGCGCAAUGUGCAGAUGUGUGUCUUUGCAAUACCAUCGUCCUUUGCUGGUGUCAUGUGGCAGGUAGGUAGAGGCGCAUAG
Molecule: messenger RNA, 198 nt
Organism: Cooperia oncophora
Lineage: Eukaryota; Metazoa; Nematoda; Chromadorea; Rhabditida; Trichostrongylidae
Source: the annotation of a GenBank genome assembly